Coturnix japonica (Japanese quail) is the source of this 1673-nucleotide messenger RNA. RefSeq names its product VPS29 retromer complex component (gene VPS29). Gene Ontology annotation, biological process: retrograde transport, endosome to Golgi. NCBI's taxonomy places the organism in Eukaryota, Metazoa, Chordata, Aves, Galliformes, Phasianidae. Gene Ontology annotation, cellular component: retromer complex. The record is from RefSeq and is a predicted model, not a curated record.
GCGGAGGGGCGGUAUAACAGAGGCCUAACUUCCGGGAAGAAGCCAUUUGAUUUUCGGAAGUAGGCCGCUUCACUUCCGGGAGCUGCCUGAGCGGGCUGAGCAGGAUGUUGGUGUUAGUAUUGGGAGACCUUCACAUUCCACAUCGAUGCAACAGCCUCCCGGCCAAGUUCAAAAAGCUGCUUGUUCCAGGGAAGAUCCAGCACAUCCUCUGCACGGGAAACCUCUGCACCAAGGACACUUAUGACUACCUCAAGACCCUGGCUGGGGAUGUUCAUGUUGUCAGAGGGGACUUUGACGAGAACCUGAAUUAUCCUGAACAGAAAGUUGUAACUGUUGGACAGUUCAAAAUUGGUCUGAUUCACGGCCACCAGGUCAUUCCUUGGGGUGACAUGGCCAGCCUGGCGUUGUUACAGAGGCAGUUUGAUGUGGACAUCCUCAUUUCAGGCCAUACACACAAAUUUGAGGCAUUUGAACAUGAAAACAAGUUCUAUAUCAAUCCAGGAUCAGCUACAGGAGCUUAUCAUGCCUUAGAGAACAACAUCAUUCCUUCGUUUGUGCUGAUGGAUAUCCAGGCUUCCACAGUGGUUACGUACGUCUAUCAGCUGAUUGGAGAUGAUGUGAAAGUAGAAAGAAUCGAGUACAAAAAAUCCUAAGAUACAUUUCCUUGUGUGGCAUUUUUACUGUCUCAUUCCAGACCUGCAUGUUACUACGAUCCUUGGUUGCUUGUUUACAGACCUACACUUAAUGUUUAACAGCUUAACAGUGUAACAUCUCGGUAAUAACUUUAAAACAUUGUUUUCUUUUCUCUGUAUGAAUUGAUUUGUAAACUAUGUCACUAACUGAUGAAGUACAGUUCCUUCACGUUGUCAUAAAUCCCCCUUCAAACUAAAACAAAACUUUAUGAACUGCUGAAGAAACAGCAGUAGUGGGAACAGGAGUAGUAAUUUCACUGCAGGAAACUGAACUUGAGUCUUUGUAAUACUCAGAGCACUGCCGUGCUAUAGGGAACGACAGUCUCAUUAAAUCUGUGAACAGUGACGAGCUUUCCUUUAUUUAUGGCUUAUAUUUGAUAUCAAGUCUACCCACUUUGCUCUGUGUAAACAGGUGUUAAAUAAUGUAAUUCCAUACAGCACUUGUACUGCUGCUGAAGGCUGAAAAGUUGAAAGACUGGGGCUUGUCUCCUAGUCUCAGGUACCUGCAGGGAACUGAAUGUAUUUUAACAGCUGUUACUUCUUAAGGCUGCUGAUUUUCCAAUAUAAAUAAAGAUGUCUCUGCACAAUGUCUAGGGUUUAGAAUGGUGGCCUGUUUCCUUUGCUUGUGUUGUCCUUGGCAGCAAAAGAAAUGGUCGUGGAAUGUUUGUGCAGAAGGCUGUGCUGCAGCUGUCACAAAGGUUUGUGUGAAACAGAUGAGUUAUCCAUGAAACAUCAAGGAUCAGUAGAACCUUUAGUUCUGUGUCAUUAAUUUUGGCUAAAAACCUUACUUCUAUUUGAAAUAAACCUGCUUUGCUUACAAAAAGACUCUUUGAGCCUGGUAACUCAGGACACUUUGGUUAUCUGCUGUUUCAUGCAGUGAAAUUCACGCUCCUUGAAUUCUGCAUGUCUACAGCAGGAAAAACAUCACCAACUUUUCUUGACAAAUCUCUGUACAUUAAAGCUGAUAAAAGAUCAAGUUCA